Cucurbita pepo subsp. pepo (vegetable marrow) is the source of this 805-nucleotide messenger RNA. RefSeq lists its product as uncharacterized. NCBI's taxonomy places the organism in Eukaryota, Viridiplantae, Streptophyta, Magnoliopsida, Cucurbitales, Cucurbitaceae. The record is from RefSeq and is a predicted model, not a curated record.
GCGACCGAGGGAAGAAGCCAAAUGAGCCGUCAAAUACAGAAGACUGAGAAAAAGGGAACUCCCAGUGAUCGGAGAUGAGCGAAGGAACUCCUAAGCUCUACGCCGACAAACCCAAGAAAGCUUAGGUUGUGCAAUUUCAAGAUCAGCACAAAGUCAGAGACGCUUCUUUUUCACCGGCGCCACAAGUAUCGACGAACAUGGGAUCUGCGUCUUCCCCACCGCUGCCUCCUCCUACGAAGGAACCAUUUGCAAGGCGAUAUAAGUUCAUAUGGCCCAUGCUUUUGACUGUAAACCUUGGUGUUGGAGCUUAUCUGUUUAUGAGGACAAAGAAGCAAGAUGAACAUGAUGUAGCUGAAGAAGAGGCUGCCACGGAUUCAGCUAAAACUGCCAGGAUCGCUGCUCCUGUUGUUGAGGAAUCAUUGGCCAGACCAGCCAUUGUGGAGCCAGUGAAGGUAAGGGAACCAAUUCCGGUGGAUCAGCAGCGUGAGCUUUUCAAGUGGAUUUUGGAAGAGAAGCGCAAGAUCAACCCUAAAGAUCGUGAUGAGAAGAAGCGUAUGGAUGAAGAGAAAGCAAUUCUCAAAGAGUUCAUCAGAGCAAAAUCUGUUCCAAAUCUUUAAACUUUCCAAAUUGUAGCAACCAAACACAUUGGCUGUGUUUUACAUUGAAUGUUGUUGAUUUCUGUGGUCCUAAAAUGAUUUUGUACGUUUCAAAUCCUCUCACCACCCCUUCCCCACAUGCUAGUCGAUAAGGGUGAACACGGUUGCAUCCUGAUAACCUGCAAUAAAAUUUGGUAGGCCUCUAUCGA